Molecule: messenger RNA, 2227 nt
Organism: Felis catus (domestic cat)
Lineage: Eukaryota; Metazoa; Chordata; Mammalia; Carnivora; Felidae
Product: histone H4
Exons: 1
Coding region: 36-347 (103 amino acids)
Biological process (GO): nucleosome assembly
Cellular component (GO): nucleosome
Molecular function (GO): protein heterodimerization activity; DNA binding; structural constituent of chromatin
Source: RefSeq, a predicted model, not a curated record
UGGUGCUUCCGUAGCGUUGCAGUGGUGUGGUGAGGAUGUCUGGUCGCGGCAAGGGCGGGAAGGGCCUGGGCAAGGGGGGCGCCAAGCGCCACCGCAAGGUGCUGCGCGACAACAUCCAGGGCAUCACCAAGCCCGCCAUCCGGCGGCUGGCCCGGCGCGGCGGCGUCAAGCGCAUCUCCGGCCUCAUCUACGAGGAGACCCGCGGGGUGCUCAAGGUGUUCCUGGAGAACGUGAUCCGGGACGCCGUCACCUACACGGAGCACGCCAAGCGCAAGACGGUCACGGCCAUGGACGUGGUGUACGCGCUCAAGCGCCAGGGCCGCACCCUCUACGGCUUCGGGGGCUAAGUGUCGCCGUUCACGCUACCGAAAGCAUGCGAUUCUCACCCAAAGGCCCUUUUCAGGGCCACCUCCCUUGUCCUCCAAAAGCGCUGUCCACUUCGUGUUCCCCAGUCGCUGUUGAGCCAGGUUAAGCAGUUGGCUGCAUUUUGCGGUUUUGAAGUGAAAUUGAUUUGACAACCAACACUCUGCAUUUCUGGUGCUCUCCGAUAAUGAAAGCCGAUCCAGAACAGCCUGUGCUAAGUUGUGGAUUUGAAUAUAUGUCCCUGCCGUGUUUCAGAGGGAUUCCCUGUCCUGCGUGGCUGGUUUCUUUCUGAGCCCACCAGAACCUUCUAUUGUACUCCCGGUUAGUGUUCUACAGAUUUGUUUCUGAUCGUGCUGCUUCUUUAUCCCGAGUAGUCUUUGGCUUGCUUACAAGUCCAUUUAAAUUUGCGUUAACAGAUGGUUGAAUUCCUGCUAGUGAAGCAUUGUGCUUUUCGACCCCAAACCUUCGUGGUUCAGAUCCCACCUUUGCGUCAGGAAAUGCGUGCUCAACUAGCAGCUCGCAGAUGGGUUACACAUUGUUCUCAGGGUCUGUAAACCUUGAGUCUCAGACUGUCAACAUUGCCACCGUGUGUUAACAAUGGGUCUGAUUUUGUGAAGAUUCUUGCGGGACCGUUGUGCUGUGUCAACUGGUCUAUUUCCAAUAAAAUGUGUUCCCUGGAAUGCAAAGGCAUAGCUGAAUAGGUGGGUCUGUCACUUUAGGCGACAUGUCCUGGCUUUUCUGGCAGCUGAAGUUAGGUUGUGGCACGGGGGCCCAAGGUGAGUCAGAAGUCACUCCCAGGUUUGGGCUUUAAAACUUCCCCUCUUAUCUGGUAAGAAGGAGUUGACCUUGUUUGAUCUAGGAGAAACAUCAGGUCCUUAGGGAAUGGUAAAACAAUGACUUGAAGGAAAAAGAGUCCUGGAUUGAUCAGGAAGAGGUAGAUUAAUCACAAGGAUCUGUCCCGUGUGACAUGAAGAACUGUCUUUAAGCUAAUGUAUUGUGGAGACUGUUAGAGCCACUUAACAUUUCAAACCAAAUACGGUUUGGGUUUCUCAAUUUCUGUAGCAGUGUGGACAGUCCUCUAUGGACAUGAACAUGCUUUUAAGGGAAGCUGAUUCCAAGUGGGGCCGUUUCCUUGGUAUGUGUGCCACUGUGUUCCAUUCUGCACAAAACACGAAAUGGAAUAAUAAUAAUAAUAAUAAUAAUAAUAAUAAGGGCUUAUUAUGUGUUAGAAACGCGUGGACUGCGCAAACAUCUUAGCCAUUGUAAUGUGGGAUUUGAAAGUACUGUCUUCCUUUGGUAGAGUUGAUCUUCACAAUAAGUGGACCACAGACUCCUUUGAGAAUCUGUUAGGGGGCUCAAGUCCCCUCCGAGGCUCAUUCAGGGAAACCCCAGGGCUCCCUGGAUUCUUGUCAACAACCUGGAGUCUAGGACUUCAGGAUCUGGGAUCUAGAGAUGCAGAACUGAAGAGAGGAAAGGGCAGACCUAAUACAGAGAGCGCAUAUUGAACGAUAAUAUCCCAAUUUAUUCACUACGGGCCGUAGGCGUAUCUAUUCUCGAGAAGUGAGUUUGGAAAUGCAAGCUAGCCCCAUCUGAGAAAUUAUGAUUUUCAGAGGCCUGAAGUCCAAACUGACUGAAUCACACACGAUUUGGGAGUAAAUGAAAACAAUGAGGCAUGGAUUUGCAGCCCGGUUCAGGAAGAAGUCCAUGAAUCUUCUUAGUUAAGGCCCUUUGAACUUCCAUUGCCAGUCUUGAAAAAUAUAUUAACAAGGCGUAAGAAUGCAGUCGUCUACGUCCUUGAGCAAUUCAUAUAUUAAGUUUACAAGUUUCCAUUAUCCCUUAAGAAAUAAAGAAACUGGACACCUGA